This is a messenger RNA of Neoarthrinium moseri, 2211 nucleotides long. RefSeq lists its product as uncharacterized. The coding region runs from base 1 to 2211 and encodes 736 amino acids. Gene Ontology annotation, cellular component: nucleus. Gene Ontology annotation, biological process: positive regulation of transcription from RNA polymerase II promoter by galactose; DNA-templated transcription. The transcript is spliced from 9 exons. NCBI's taxonomy places the organism in Eukaryota, Fungi, Ascomycota, Sordariomycetes, Amphisphaeriales, Apiosporaceae. Gene Ontology annotation, molecular function: zinc ion binding; RNA polymerase II cis-regulatory region sequence-specific DNA binding; DNA-binding transcription factor activity, RNA polymerase II-specific. The record is from RefSeq and is a predicted model, not a curated record.
AUGGCGACUCCGGCGUCUCAGUCUGACCAAACGCGGGACUUGAGCGGAGCCGUGGGGCCGGGUGCAGGACGGCCAAGCCCAGACGGUCCGGAGCUGUCCAACGACUCGCCCGAAGGGCGCAGGACGUCCAAAAGACGAAGGAUCGCGAUAGCUUGCAGCGCCUGUAGGAGCAAGAAAUCUCGGUGCGAUGGCCAGAGGCCAAAAUGUUCGUCAUGCCAGUCGCAGAACAUCGACUGCGCCUAUGCACAGACGCCGUUGCCCGGCACCAUACCCAUGCCAAAGAUAUUUCUCCAGCUUAUGGAGACCAGGGUGGCCAGUUUGGAGAACGACGUUCAGCAGCUAAAACAGCAACAAUCUGGCAGCUUCUCGAGUCAAGUCUCGCAAGCUGAUGCUGCAUCCGGCAGGAGAAUGAGCGACCCGAGACCUGAUGACGAGAUGUUUGAGUCGAGCGUAUCUCCGGAUGGCACCGACGGAGUGGGCUCUAUUGAAUUUACUGAUGAGAUGGAUUCCGGCUAUUUUGGGCCAUCUUCAAACAUUGCCUUCACGCGCAACAUCAAGGAGGCACUGGGCUUUUUGUUGGGCUCUCGUCAAGACAUCCGCAACCAGAGCGCUGGUGUGGCAAAGGCGCGGCAGACAAUGCUGCACGUCUCGAGGCCACCGUCGCCAAGCCCACGCAGCUCAGAAGCUUGGAUCAAUGACAAGGGUGGUCAAGAUUGCCUUCGAAUGCCACCUUCAUACCAGAUGGAAGCACUUAUGGACCAGUUUUUUGCCGACCCUGGGGCCUUAUUUCCGUAUGUUCACCAAGAAACUUUCAUGGGAACGUAUUGGGAAGUCAAGCGGUCAGGAUUCAAGAGAUUUAGGCGAUCAUGGCUUGGGUUACUCAACGCUAUCCUUGCGGUAGCAACAGCGGCUAGCACAAGUGUCACACUCACUUCGAUGAACAGGGCUGCUCGUGCAGAAGUUUUCUUCGCUCGUGCCCACUCAUUGUGUAUGAACCAGAUGAUCGGCGGCGCAAAUGUCGAGACUGUCCAAGUCAUGCUUUUGAUGAGCCAGUAUCUACAGGGAACACAUCGCUCGAUGAAGACAUGGAACAUACACGGGCUCGCUAUCAAAGCUUGCUUUCAGCUUGGCCUCCACUCAGAAAAUGCGCUUAAGAGCCGAACCCCCCUUGAACGCGAGAUUCGUGCACGCACUUGGUUCGGAUGCGUGUUACUAGACAGGACCCUGAGCAUGACCUUUGGUCGUCCUCCUUCGAUUCCUGAGACCUACGUACGGGUAUCUCUUCCACAAUUGUAUGAACAGCACAUGUCCCCUGAGACUUCUGAUAGAAUGGCUGAGGCGCAGUCGACUCAGUUCUUUGUCUCCGCCAUCAGCAACCUCGGGACCUCGUCGAACAACAGCAUCACAACGUUGGCUUCCAGCGUGCUUCAAAUUGAACACCAAUUCUUAGAGUGGCAGUCCAAUUUGCCACCGUUCCAAGGCCUCAUUACGCCAGAAGACCUUCCUUCGAGUGACGAAUACUCUCUCGCGCGACGGCUGCGCGUUGUCCUGACGUUGAGGUAUCAUAAUCUCCGAAUAUUGGCACAUCGCCCCAUCCUUGACAAAUGUCUCGAAGCUGCUAUAGGUGGCGAGGCCAACGCAGCGGAAAUAUCCAUGCUUAACAAGGUCGGAUGGCGAAGCAAGAGCAUUUGUGUUCAGUCUUCUUCGGCUUUGAUCAGUAUUAUCCACGACAUCACCAUGGCACCAGAGCCUAAAUGGAGGCUGCUGGGUGCAUGGUGGUUCUCUUUGUAUUACGCGUUCAAUGCGGCCCUCACGAUCAUCGCCGUCUUACUCACUGAGGAAUCUGUGACGUCGACUUCCACCUUUGAUGCGAUGGGAAUCUCGGAAGGGUUGUUACACGCGACGUUAGACCAAGCAAUCAGCAGUCUACCUCUCAUUGAUGUCGGUAAUAAGAUGGUUGAGAAAUGUGCAAAAUUCGUUACGACUCUACGCUAUUACCUCAACAUGCUCAAAUCCUCGGAUAGUGCGAGCAACACCACCACAGAGUCGCCUGUAAACCACGUAGCGAAUGCUAGUAACGGUUCCGGGGUGGAAUCUUUCAAUAUCCUAGCGGAUAUGAGCCACGUCGAAGCUGGGUUCGAGUCAGACUUCUUCUCGACACUAAACCCCGACUUCACUACCAUGUUAUAUAACGCGGAUGUCUUUUUCUAG